AUAAAAGCACCUGGAGCUGAAAUGAAGGAUAUUCAGUCAUGAUGGCUUCUUUCUGGCAUUGUGUGCUCGUUUCCUGCCUGCUGGUUGUCAGUUCAGUGGUUGCUGACAUGAAGCUGGACUGCAGGUCUGACCACCUGAACCUGGUGUGGACAGAUGGCACGUCUCAGACUGAUUUUUCAUUGUUUCGGCUCGGUAGCUGUUUCCCCACCAGCUUUACAAUGAAGGAGGUGAUCUUCAAUGUGGAAUUUGGCGACUGUAGCUUCAAGAAACUGGUUACUGGAAAUGAGCUGAUCUACACCAACGACCUGAUCUACACAUCCUCCCCUGACUCUAAUGUACCUCCCUUCAGCCUUCCAGUUGUCUGCUCAUUUGAAAGGCCCAAAGACUGGUACCCAAUGAUUUAUGACCCAGUGUUUUCCACUUACGGAGUGGAAGACUUGGUUUUUCGUCUUGCCCUCAUGAAUGAUGACUUUUCAGGCCCUGCCAAGUCUACAAACUUCCCUCUGGGCUCCAUGAUCCCCAUCAUGGCCAGUGUGGAGCAGGUGGCCCAUCAGCCUUUGCUGUUGCUGCUUGAAGAAUGUGUUGCUGCCACCACUGCAGACCUGCAGUCUGGCUCUGACUUGUAUCCUAUCAUCACCAACAAGGGGUGUCUUGUGGAUAGUAAGAUUUCACGGUCAACAUUUGAACCAAGAGAGAAAUCCUCUGAGCUCAUGCUCCUACUUCAGGCGUUUAGGUUUGCUUUGGGACAAGAGGUAUAUAUCCAUUGCAGCCUCCUCGCUUGGGAUCCACUUGAUCUUGACACCACCAAGAAGGCCUGCCACUAUGUGAAGGAUCAUGGAUGGGAGUUGCUGGACAAUCCUGUGUACAGUGGCCUGUGUGACUGCUGUGACUCCACUUGCAAGACUAGGAAGACCAGAAGCCUAGAAUCUGGUAAGACUGGUUUGGUUCAAAAAGCUGUCCUUGGACCACUCACGAUCACCGACUCAACCCUCUGAGGUUCAGUGGAAACAUGAUUUGCAGAAUGCCUUUAACCUGACUUGAACUUUUUAAGACCAAGUUAAUAAAAAAGCCAACUUAAAGC
Molecule: messenger RNA, 1081 nt
Organism: Austrofundulus limnaeus
Lineage: Eukaryota; Metazoa; Chordata; Actinopteri; Cyprinodontiformes; Rivulidae
Gene: zp3f.1
Product: zona pellucida glycoprotein 3f, tandem duplicate 1
Exons: 9
Coding region: 39-995 (318 amino acids)
Biological process (GO): positive regulation of acrosome reaction; egg coat formation; binding of sperm to zona pellucida
Cellular component (GO): extracellular matrix
Molecular function (GO): acrosin binding
Source: RefSeq, a predicted model, not a curated record